AUGGAUCUCGUGGCGAGCAAGGCCCCAUCAGGUGCUGCGCAGUUCCUGAAAACUGCUCUGCAGCUGGAACAGAGGCAGUUGGUGUUGCAGGCACGUUUGGGAAGGCACAAUGAUGGCAACGAUAUAUCUGCCACCGAGUCCGCGAGCCUGGAAUCUGAAUGCCGCAGCUUGCGACACGACUUGGACAAGUGGCAUCGACAGCAAGUGACCUUCAUGCCAAAAGUUGAACUGCCAGAUGCAGAGGAGGUUAAGGAUGAUGAGGACGAUGAAAUGCAUGGCCAGCCGGAAUCGGAAGCCCUGGUCCUUCCUUCCGACUUCAGCAGCGGCAAGCGCAAGAUGUUCGCGUUGGAGAUUCUGACGAGUUUCGAGAAACGCAUUCAGAUUGGGCUGACACACAAUCUCCUCAGUGCCAUUAAGGAAUCACUAGGGCAUCAAGGUGCAUUCCUCAGUGACAAGACUAAGCACGUGCGGGGGCAGAAGGACAACAUGCGAGCACAGAAGAUGAUUCAGAAUGCGGCUGAACAUAGCCGGAGUCUCACGCAACGAUAUAACCACAACUGA
Molecule: messenger RNA, 561 nt
Organism: Sparassis crispa
Lineage: Eukaryota; Fungi; Basidiomycota; Agaricomycetes; Polyporales; Sparassidaceae
Exons: 2
Coding region: 1-561 (186 amino acids)
Source: RefSeq, a predicted model, not a curated record